AUCAGUCCGGCAUCACAUUUCUCUUUCUCAGAGAAAAGAGGUCGAUCAAACAUGGCGCUCCCACUUGUUCUAUCUAUUCUGCUAAUCCUCGUUUGGCCAGGGUCUCAUUUCGCUAAAGGCUCAAGAACAUUUACAAUCAGUAACGGAUGCAAGGAAACCAUCUGGCCCGCCAUAACUCCCAGUGACACCUUUAGCGGCGGAGGAUUCAUGUUAAAACCGGGAGAGUCAAGGGUUUUCACAGCCUCCGUCGGUUGGUCAGGCCGAAUCUGGGGCAGAACAGGCUGCAAUUUCGACAAAAACGGCAUAGGUAAAUGCCAAACCGGGGCAUGCGGAAACAAACUAAAAUGCACCGCCUCAGGCGAACCGCCAGCCACUCUCGCUGAAGUUACCCUCGCCUCCCCCGAUUUUUACGAUAUCAGUCUGGUCGACGGGUUCAAUGUUCCCAUGUCCAUCCAGCCCAUCCAUGGAAAAGCCGGCAACUGCAGCACCGGCGGUUGCGAUAGCGAUCUCAGACUCAAUUGCCCAUCUGAAUUGUCAGUUAAGGUUGAUGGAAAGACGGUGUCUUGUCGGAGCGCAUGCGAUGUUUUUAACACAGACGAGUAUUGUUGUAGGGGCGUUCAUGGAAACCCAUCCACUUGUGAGCCAAGUUAUUACUCUAAGUUGUUUAAAGGGGCAUGCCCGACCGCUUAUAGUUAUGCCUACGAUGACCCGACUAGCAUUUUAACUUGUUCCGGGUCGGACUAUAUCGUAUCAUUUUGUACACCCAGGAAACAAAAGCAGUGCACGUAUCACAACAAUAAGCUUGCCUGCAGCGGAUCAAAGGAUUUAAAGCCGUUGAUUAAGAUGUGGUGGGCUAUGAUGGUUUCAUUGCCGUUGAUGAUCAUGAUGACUUAGAAGAAACUCUUCAUCUUUUUUUCUAUUUCAUAUUCACAGUGUAAAUAUGGUGGUGGAUUGGAGUAUUUAAUUUAUGAAUAAUUCAUUAAACUUC
Messenger RNA from Impatiens glandulifera, 988 nucleotides. RefSeq names its product pathogenesis-related thaumatin-like protein 3.5. The record is from RefSeq and is a predicted model, not a curated record. The transcript has 3 exons. NCBI's taxonomy places the organism in Eukaryota, Viridiplantae, Streptophyta, Magnoliopsida, Ericales, Balsaminaceae. Gene Ontology annotation, biological process: defense response. Gene Ontology annotation, cellular component: extracellular region. Bases 52 to 894 code for a protein of 280 amino acids.